GCCUCCCCACCCUCUGACUCACUCCACAGACUCAGAGUCAAGAGCUUUCACAAAGCUGUGGCCAGGACUUAGAAGAUCUCAGCAGUAAGUUUCCUUUUCCUCUUCUGGUUGACUUUAAGUCUGUUUCAGUUGCUAGUUUCCUCUUCCCUUUCACAAAUGUGAGUCCUUAGAAGCAGCAGAGCAGCAGCUGAUGCAUCGCUCCCCCCACUGACCCUUAUAUAAUCCUCUGAGUGUCCACCUACAGUGGACUGAGAUUUCUGAACUGUUCAGCCCACACCCAGCUUGUCACUGCAGCACAGAAACAUCACCAUCAUGAGUGAGGUCAACAGAGAAUCUCUGGAAAAAAUCCUCCCACAGCUGAAGUGCCAUUUCACCUGGAAUUUAUUCAAGGAAGGAAGCAUGUCAAGUCAUAUGGAAGACAGGGUGUGCAACCAGAUCGAAAAUUUAAACUCUGAGUACAAAGCGACAAUGUAUGACUUACUGGCCUAUAUAAAGCACCUAGAUGGAGCAAACGAGGCAGCCCUGGAAUGCUUAGGGAAAGCUGAAGAUUUCCGGAAGUCAGAGCACAAUGAUGAAGCAGAAAUUAGAUGUCUGGUCACCUGGGGGAACUAUGCUUGGAUCUACUAUCACAUGGGCCAUCUCUCAGAAGCUCAGGCCUAUGCUGACAAGGUGAGACAAGUUUGCCAAAAGUUUGCAAAUCCUUACAGCAUGGAAUGCCCAGAACUUGACUGUGAGGAAGGAUGGACACGCCUAAAGUGUGGAAGAAAUGAACGAGCUAAAAUGUGCUUCAAAAAGGCUCUAGAAGAGAAGCCCAAGGAUCCAGAGUGCUCGUCUGGGAUGGCCAUUGCCAUGUACCGCCUAGGAGAAAAACCUGGGAAGCAGUUCUCUCUGGAUGCUCUGAAGAAGGCCAUGGAGCUGAAUUCUCAGAACCAGUAUGUGAGAGUUCUCAUGGCCCUGAAACUGCAGAGGAUGGGGGAAGAAGCUGAAGGGGAGAGAUUGAUUACAGAUGCCCUGGAAAAGGCUCCUAAUCAAACAGAUGUCCUCCAAAUGGCAGCUCAGUUUUACAGGAAAAAGGGUAACUUAGACAGAGGUCUUGAAUACCUUGGAAAAGCACUGAGAUCCACAGAAAACCACAGUCAUCUCUACUGCUUAAUCAUGUCCCGAUACAGAAAAAAACUGGAGCAUCUGCAGAAUACAGGAGAUGCUGACAACAUUGAGAGAAGACAGCGGAUGGAAGAACUGAGAAGAUUAACAGUGGAGUACAUGCAUAAGGCUCUUCAGAGGAGGCAAAGUCCUCUGAACUCCUACUCAGAUCUCAUCGAUUUCCCAGAAGUAGAGUCAUGCUAUCAGAUGGUCUUCAGCAAGGAGAGCCCUUGUGCUGAAGAGCAAGAACUCUAUGAACGCUAUUGCAACCUGCAAGAGUGUCACAGGAAGUCUGAAGACCUUGCAGCCCUGAAGAAUUUGAUGCACUUUGAGUGAAAUGAAAAAAAAAAAAAAAAAAAAAAAACCAUCGAGAAGGAAGAGGUU
This is a messenger RNA of Arvicanthis niloticus (Nile rat), 1527 nucleotides long. RefSeq names its product interferon induced protein with tetratricopeptide repeats 3 (gene Ifit3). Gene Ontology annotation, cellular component: cytosol. NCBI's taxonomy places the organism in Eukaryota, Metazoa, Chordata, Mammalia, Rodentia, Muridae. Gene Ontology annotation, molecular function: protein binding. Gene Ontology annotation, biological process: defense response to virus. The record is from RefSeq and is a predicted model, not a curated record.